AUGGUAGCUGAUCGGCAAGUUCUUGAAGACGUCGGAUUCGGCAAGGGACAUCUGUCGACGGUGCACCUGGUCCAUGAGGAAAAGUACGGAGGCAAGGUCAUUUUGAAGGUACUUGUAUUCCAUAGAGAACUUUGUCGAUUGGCAGUUUCAGAUCCCUGGCGGUGAAAUGUCGAAAACGAUAUUGUCAAUUUCGGAGAAGCGGUUCCAAACUCUGCACAACACCGAAGUGGACAUUUAUAAUAUCAUCGAGAAUCAUUCCGAGUUUGACGUCGCUCAUCCGAAGAUCUUCGAAACGGAAAAGAUGGAGCCACCCGUAACCGGAGGGUUCAUUCUGAUGGAGUACAUUCCUGAAGUCACUCAUCUUUAUGCGAAUGACAAUGUGAAAGCGGAGGAGCUCGUGGAGCCGGUGAAGAAUAUUGCGAGACUUCAUGCGUUGGGAGAGAGGCUGAACGAAGCGGAAAGGCGGUUGGUGCCGACGGACUUUCUCAAAGGAUGGUUUUUGGAACUGUUCACUGAAAAGGUUACACACGACUAUACUGUAACAGAAGGCCAUCUAUUCAAGAUGAUUUAUCUCAGCUGUCUGUAGAGAUAUCAAAAAGUUGUCAACUAAUGAAUUGCUUCCUGUAACAUUUUGAACAUUUUCUUAGUUGACCGCUUUUUGACACCUCUUCAAACAACUGAAUUACACCCGAAAAGUGUUUCAGAACAAGGCAUUGUUCAUGAGUGUUUGGCAGCCGGGAAAGAUGGCGGAUUUCAUGAGCUCUCCGCAAUCCGCGGACGCAAUCCGGGUGUUGAGUGAGAUUCUGACGCCCGACGAGUUUGCCCGACUCAACGACGACUGCCAGAUGUCGGGCGUGAAAGCGGUCUUCUGUCAUGGAGACCUGUCCUCGCAUAAUGUUCUUUUUGAAAAGCUUCCCAAUGGCUCGAUGAAGUUCCGGAGCAUUUGCGACUUUCAGGUACCAUAGUUGCAGAGGAAAAAUUCAUAAAAAGUGAAACUUUAUUCAGGGUUCAAAUUGGGGAAACGCUGCACAAGAUUUGACUCGGCUCUUUGUGACCGCACUCAGCGGACAGGUACCUGAGGCAAUGGGAGAAUGCACAGAACUGAAACCAAUUUUUCAGGACAGAAGAGAAAAAGGUGAACAUCUUCUCAAAAUCUACUACGACGAGUUGGUCAGAGUGACACGGGGAAAAGCGCCGUUUACAUGGGAACAGGUGAGACAUAACUAGAGUAGAGUAGGACACAACAGGAUUACUGUAGUUGACACGGAGCUACACACGGUUCCUGCCACAUCACGCGGCGAUCGUUUGUGUGACAACACCCGGCAAGUUCCUUCGGAGUCUCGCAGAAAUGGAGGAGGGUGCGGAGAAGGAGGAGGUAUGGAAAUGAAUUGACACACACAGAGGGAAAAAAAUGGUAAUAUUAUAGUUCAAAACUAAGAUGCUGGAGAAGUACAUAGCACUUAUGGAGGACCUGAACGAGGCGUGGAAGUCUAGGACUCGUGUCUAG
Messenger RNA from Caenorhabditis sp. 36 PRJEB53466, 1507 nucleotides. NCBI's taxonomy places the organism in Eukaryota, Metazoa, Nematoda, Chromadorea, Rhabditida, Rhabditidae. The record is from the annotation of a GenBank genome assembly.